Molecule: messenger RNA, 3665 nt
Organism: Poeciliopsis prolifica (blackstripe livebearer)
Lineage: Eukaryota; Metazoa; Chordata; Actinopteri; Cyprinodontiformes; Poeciliidae
Gene: sgk1
Product: serum/glucocorticoid regulated kinase 1
Exons: 10
Coding region: 804-2396 (530 amino acids)
Biological process (GO): protein phosphorylation
Molecular function (GO): protein serine/threonine kinase activity; ATP binding
Source: RefSeq, a predicted model, not a curated record
ACCAAAUGUGGGACCUGUAUGCUUCACUGUAAUACUCAAGGCUACAUCUGUCACCGCUGUUUGAUGUGACGUUUCCAGUGAAACCUGUCCGCCGCCGGUUUCGACGUCUGCGUCUUUAUCCAUUUUACGCACGGCGAUCUGUUCCUUUGGCCGAAAUUGGCAAUGUCUUGGUGAUAUCGUCUUACGUAGAGUUCACUCCCGUUCCUCAGAGGGGUGUAGGUUGAACUUGAGCCAGGCGCUUCAAAUAACUGCUCCUCACUGAACGCUCGGAACUUCGCGCAAAGUUGUGUUUCUCUCCCCUUUUAACCACAUUCUAAUGGACUUCUCGGAGCGCUGUGAUUCUUUUCUGAGGGGCAGCUGUUGCGGAUUGUUUUUUUUCCUCUCAGACGAGAGGUGUUCAGGAGUUUCUCACUCUGUACUUUUCCACUAGCAGCGGCUUUUCUUGGCAUCUGGCCUCCCCUCCGCUCAGCCUCUCUCUCCCCUCCUAACCUUCUUUUGUUGCCCCUACGGCACAGAGGAGAGCCAGGCCAGCAAAACCGAUCAAAUUGUUUCUUUUUUGUCUUACAAUUAAAAGUGUGUGUCCGUAUUUUUGUCGCCUUAGUAUGGUGGACUUUAAAAAGAAAAAAGAAAAAAAAACACAGUAUUCAAAACUGAUGCAAACCCAAAUAUUUAUAUUCUAGUUUGUAUUUUAAAACUGAAAUGUCAGCGGGAGAUUUUAUUUUGCAUCUGCCGGCUUGUGCGCACUUAUAACGUUGCAUAACCAGAGAGGUCAUGGAAUUGCACAAAUCUAUGCGCAAUCAGAAAUGUCCCAGUUGGCUGUGUUUAGUAAGUUGUUUUUUUUUUUUUUUUCCCUAAACGCCAAUGACGCAAGCGCACUAGAAGGUGCGGCACUGACGCGUCAGCGCGCAGAUGCCCCCUAUUGGUCUAAAAGGAAUCGAUCACCUCAGACUGUUCUUACCAAAGCUGAGCGUUUCCACGCCUCCCAGCAGGCGUGGCCAGCUCCUCCCUGUUUAGGCCUCCAUAUAAAACCGGGAGGCGGCGUACAGUUACAAUUUGUAUUUUGGAUUUUGAUGAGUGCGGUGCGGAUCUCAACACUCAUCAUGACGAUCAAAACAGAAACAGAGAAGCCUGCCUUGACUUACUCAAAGACGAGAGGACUUGUGGAAUUAGUCACUGCUUUUAUGAAACAAAGGAGGAUGGGUCUGAACGACUUCAUUCAGAAGCUCUCCACCAACUCCUACGCCUGCAAGCAUCCUGAAGUGCAGUCGAUCCUGAACUUGACUCCUCCACAGGACCCUGAGCUCAUGAACUCAAACCCCUCUCCUCCUCCCAGUCCAUCUCAGCAGAUCAACCUCGGCCCGUCAUCCAAUCCUUCAGCCAAGCCCAGCGACUUUCACUUCCUCAAAGUGAUCGGCAAGGGCAGCUUCGGCAAGGUGCUGCUUGCUCGUCACCGCACAGAUGACCAGUUUUAUGCAGUCAAAGUUUUACAGAAGAAGGCCAUUCUCAAGAAAAAAGAGGAGAAGCACAUCAUGUCAGAGAGGAAUGUAUUGCUGAAGAAUGUCAAGCAUCCAUUCUUAGUGGGCCUGCAUUAUUCUUUCCAAACAGCAGACAAACUUUACUUCAUCUUGGACUACAUCAACGGAGGAGAGCUGUUCUACCACCUUCAGAGAGAGCGAUUCUUCCUGGAGCCUAGAGCCAGGUUUUAUGCGGCAGAGAUCGCGAGCGCACUGGGAUACCUGCACUCCCUCAAUAUCGUCUACAGAGACCUGAAGCCAGAGAACAUCCUGCUGGAUUCACAGGGCCACAUUAUCCUCACAGAUUUUGGCCUGUGCAAGGAGAAUAUCGAACCCAACGGGACCACGUCGACAUUCUGCGGUACGCCAGAGUAUUUGGCUCCAGAGGUGCUACACAAGCAGCCAUAUGACAGGACAGUAGACUGGUGGUGCUUAGGAGCUGUUCUUUAUGAGAUGCUGUAUGGCCUGCCGCCGUUCUACAGCCGAAACACAGCAGAAAUGUACGACAACAUCCUGAACAAGCCCCUGCAGCUGAAACCCAACAUCUCCAAUGCAGCCAGACACUUGUUGGAGGGUCUGCUACAAAAAGACCGCACCAAGAGGCUGGGCUGCACAGAGGACUUUAUCGAAAUCAAGAACCACAUAUUCUUUUCUCCUAUCAACUGGGAUGAGCUUAAUGCCAAGAAGAUGACACCUCCCUUCAACCCUAAUGUGACGGGUCCUAACGACUUGCGGCACUUUGAUCCGGAGUUCACGGAUGAACCGGUUCCAAACUCCAUCGGCUGCUCCCCAGACUGCGUCCUCGCCACUGCCAGCAUCAAAGAGGCAGCCGAGGCCUUCGAGGGCUUUUCUUAUGCCCCGUCCAUGGACUCCUACCUAUAGGAUUCAAACACAGGCACUCAGUGCGGACACUGGUUUUCACUCACUGGACAGAUUCACUGUGCCAUGUCGGUGGACUUGCGUCUUGAUCCCUGCCCGUUGUUUCCCAUCAGAUUGAUGGUUUACUCCCAAACCAGGCCCUGUGAGAGCCCAUCUACAGCAAGUGUACCUGUCAUCUUCUCUCCAACACUUGAGUGCAUUUCAGACACUUGCAAAGAGGGAAUGUCUGCUGUAAUUAAUAGGUUGGGAUUGUUUUCAUCCAUUCCUGAGUUCCCUUUGAGUCUUAUAUUCCCACACUUUACCUGCUAAUGGAGUAUUUUUGCACAGAGUUCAGGCAGCUGACUGGCUUCCUUUAUGUUCCAACUGACAAGCACACAACAAAACUUCCACCUUUUGUCAUAAGAUGAAGCCUGGACAGUAAAACAGUAAAAAAGCAAAACAAAACCUGGAAUAAAUGUCCAUUCCAUGUAGUGAAAACAUCUUCCCUCCACUGCCCUCGAGGGAACUACAUGCUUAGCUUGACCAGAGAUGUCAUACAUUUUUGGUGCUUUUGUUUCUUCUCUUGUUUUUUUUUUUUUUGAAAAAGGGAGUCAGAAGAAGCUAAAUGUUACAGAGGGGGGCGUUUCAUUUCUUUUAGAGGUGCCUGUGUUUUCUCUCUCUCCAUCAGAAGUCAUUUGGGUUUUUUUCUGUGUGGGCGCUGGAGUUUCAUCUACCUAAGGCAGGUGAACUGAGAUGAUUUAUCCCGCUUUACUGUAUGUGUGUAUAUAUAUACAUAUAUAUCUAUAUAUAUAUUUUGUAAGCAUCUGAGGAUGUAGCACUAAGUUUGAACUUGUUUGACGUAGGGACUCAAAUGAUGUUUCAUACCUUCAUUUGCACAUUACUGAUGGAGAGGUGAAAAGAGAGCACUGCUGCUGGGCUGAGAAUGAGCAGCAUGUGUCGAGGAGUAUUCCUCCCGUACUUUUAGCUUGCCAGCCACGUCCCCCCUCAUUUAGUCUUCCAAAUUGCCUCACACUGAAGUAACAACGGCCUGCAGACAGGCUCAUAAACAUUCAAACUGAACAUUCCACUUUAAUAUUGCUGUAAUGCAUUUUUGAUGGUAUUUAAGUUUCUUGUAUAUUUGGAGUCAUGUGUACUAGUUUUAAUGUAUAUUGAACAAGAAAUUGACCCAAGGUAUGCUUUAAUAUGUAUAUGUAACUAUUCAUGUUUAAUGUACUGUAAAUUGUAAAAUUGUUUAUGUGACCAUGUUUGGUUUGCAAUAAAAGUUUAACUUUA